CCCCCAUGGCACUGCUCGGCGACGCGCUGCGGCAGGCGUUCAUGCCGCGGCGCGCGUACGCGGCGCUGCGGGACGAGGAGCGGGCGCUGCCCCGGCUCCGCCGCCCGCUGGCCGCCGCCGCCGCCGCCUGCGUGGCGGCCGCGGUGGCCGCGGCGGCCGGGGUCAGCCUCGGGAUCGUGUUCCCCGCCGAGCCCGCCGAGCGGCCCUUCUGCCGCGAGCGGCGCAUGCUGGAGGCGCUCCCCGCGGCGGCCAGCAGCAGGGAGGAGGAGCCCGAGGCGUACCGGUACCGCGGCGGGGCGUUCUACAUGACCACCGCCGAGGCCGCCGACUUCUACUGGAUGGUCGUCUUCGUGCCGUCCGCCGUCCUCUUCGCCGUCUCGUCUGCCUACCUUGUAUCUGGUAUAUCUGUUGCAUAUGCCGCUCCAAGAAGGCAUCCAUUUAUCUGUGUUGUUGAGAAUAACUUCUGUGCUUCUAAAAGAGGCGGUGUUCGUUGCUUGGCUAUACUUAAUGCAGUUUUUGCUGUCAUAUUUGGUCUCAUGGCAAUUAUUCUUGGAUCAACGCUUCUUGCUCUUGGAAGUAGUUGUUCUGUUCCUCUCUUCUGGUGCUAUGAAAUUACAGCAUGGGGUUUGGUAAUCCUAUAUGCUGGCACUGCCUUCUUCUUGAGGAGGAAAGCUGCAGUGAUCCUCGACGAGGGUGAUUACACUCCCCACAAUGCGGGUCUGGAAAUGCUGGAGACAAAAAUAGAAGUGACACCAGAGAUGCAGAGGCGAAUCAACGAUGGCUUCAAGUCAUGGAUGGGGUCAUCUACUCUAUCCUCUGAUGACGAGGAGGAAGCUUCGGAUGACUAUAUAGAGCACAAUGUGCCUAGCCCAACAGCUUCAGUUCAAGUCAGGCAAGAGAGUAAUCUAGAUAGCUGACUAAUGUAUAAACAAAUGUACAUAGUGCUCCACUUAUUCCUUAAUGCUUGUAAAUGCUUGGUGGGGGUUUUAACUGCUAACAAGUGAUUUUGUUUGUUCUUUUCCCCUAGAGGGAACACAUGCUGGGGGUUAGUUUAGCAGCUGAAGUUUCAUACAAGAGGUUCCCUUUUUUUCCCAUGUACACUUCCCUAUGAAACCUUUCCUUUCCAUCCCUUUUGUCUUGGGUCAUAUGUGUUGGUGGAAAGGAGUAAAUAGCUAUACCCAUGUAAGAUACACUGCUCUCGCUAGUCAGCAGUUGACAAAAUAUUGUUGGGUUUGGUUGGUAUUUUA
Messenger RNA from Oryza brachyantha (malo sina), 1247 nucleotides. RefSeq lists its product as uncharacterized. Bases 6 to 917 code for a protein of 303 amino acids. NCBI's taxonomy places the organism in Eukaryota, Viridiplantae, Streptophyta, Magnoliopsida, Poales, Poaceae. The record is from RefSeq and is a predicted model, not a curated record. The transcript has 3 exons.